Messenger RNA from Stomoxys calcitrans (stable fly), 5397 nucleotides. RefSeq names its product multivesicular body subunit 12A (gene Mvb12). NCBI's taxonomy places the organism in Eukaryota, Metazoa, Arthropoda, Insecta, Diptera, Muscidae. The record is from RefSeq and is a predicted model, not a curated record. Gene Ontology annotation, cellular component: cytosol; ESCRT I complex. Gene Ontology annotation, biological process: endosome to lysosome transport via multivesicular body sorting pathway; regulation of epidermal growth factor receptor signaling pathway; virus maturation. The transcript has 6 exons. Bases 447 to 1505 code for a protein of 352 amino acids.
AUAUUUUGCCUUUGGACUGUGAGGUUGUCUGCGGUCCGCGUUUUUCGUAAACGAUAAUCCGAUAACUCUCUCGCGAUAACAAUUGUAAUAAAAAAUAGCAAAUUAAUAAAUUAAAUGAUAGAAUAACAACUUACAACUUAAACGGAAGCGCGGAUAAUUGUGGUGAAUCGUUCUCAGCCCUCGGAAAAUAAAUUAACUUCAUUAAAUAUUGAUUAUUUGGUCAAUAGAGAAACAAAUUGUGCCUCUACAACACAUAGGUGCUUCACUGGCUAAAUUUGUUGCCGUUGGAAAAAGAGCAAGCCAGCCGAAAAAAAGACUGCCUUGAACGAACGGAAAUAUAGGUGAAAGUCACUGAUAACUCACACAUUUGCUGCUGCUCGGCAACGCAGCACUCACUCUUCAAGCUGGCCACCAAAACAGAUGCUUUAUUCGUAUUCAGCAAAGAUAUGAAUAAAGCGGGCAAACACAUACAGUCCGGGGCCAGCAAUGGCCCCAUAAUAGCACCAAAUUCACCACUGCUGCAUACGACGACGACGGCAAUGGGCUCAAUGGCCCAAAAAAAUGUGAUUACAUCUAUAAUGAGCUUUCUGCCAGAUAAUCGGCCAAUAACAUCGCUGCACAUUGUUGAGGAUUAUGAAAAGUGUCCAAAAAACUUCCAAUCCAUCCACCGUACUUAUGAUCAAGACUCGGAUGCAGAUUUAUGGCGUGAAAGUAAUUAUCUUUUUGGUCGCCAGACCACACGAUACAUAUGCAUCUCCAAGACUGAGGGACUGCCAGAAUAUGUUGUUGAAACGCUGAAGGUUAUUGCCGAAAAGAUUGCACCACCCAAAGAAUUUUCGCUAUUAUCACGUACGGCUGAUACAGAUCAAAAAGCCUGGCGUAAACGACAAAUUGCCUAUAAACUCUCGAAGAGAGGUACCGUCACACAUGCUGUAACCGACAUUAUAUUGUGUUCAAAAUUAAAAAUUGCUCCCGAAGGCUUUAAAUUGGCAGGUGAAAUAAAUGGAAUUUUAAUAUGUUACAAAACCGGUGCCAUACCAGCACGUUUGCCGCCUCCAGUACCCGGUUUGGGGGCACCACAAAAUAAUCAAACUAGUGCUGGCAGCAGUGAAGUGGAGAAGGCUUUAAAUCGUUUGAACUUAAAUAAUGGCAUACGAAAUCCCAAACAGCCCUUGCCGCCAGUGCCAAAUGCCGAGGAGCAUGACUAUGAAGAAAUUGUACAAUCGUAUCAAGUUAAUUCCCCGCUAAGACCCGCCCCCAGACCACCCACAGCUAGUACUUCUUCGGGUCAUAGCAUUGGAACUUUGGGUACUUACACCGAUGUUGAGGGUGUACCAUUUGUGAUUAAUCCCAUGUUGAAAUCAUCCAAACAAAAUGAACUAUCAACACUGCCACAGCUCAGCGAUUUUGUGAUUAAAAAAGAACUCGACUAUGAUUUUCAGCUGGAGAGACAGACCUUGUGUGCCAUGAAAUCAUCGGCUUCCAAAAAUCCUUUUUUUAAAUAAUAAGGCCCAGCCCUAAUUUUUAGUAGAUAAGAGAAAAAAUCUAUAGAAAUAGAAGAUAGAAACUCAUGUUUAGAGUUUAAAAUAGUUGUAGAAUAUUGACAUACAUAUGUAUUUAAAAUAUCAAAAAACAUACAUAUAUACUAUAUAAAUACACAAAGAUAUAUAUCCAUGUAUACCCAUAUUAUGUGUAGACAACUGCAAAUGUUUCUAAAUCCAUUGUAAAUUCCUUAAUUUUUAAAUUAAGCCUUUAAUUUAUAUUCUCAAUAUUUGCAAAUUUAUAUUGUUUUGAACUAACUUACACUCUUUUGUGAUAUUGUUCUUUAUUUUGUUUGAUUUUUGCCUAUUUUGCAAGAAAAUCUCAAAUUAUAACGGCCUUCACAAAACUUAAUGUAGAUUUCAAAUAGGUUUAUUUGACAGAUUUCCUUUAUUAAACUGUCAAAUAGAGCUAUUUCUAAUAUAUAUUAAAAUUUGUCGAUAAAGCCUAGUACUGACUUCCAGUUUUCGUCCGAACAACUGUCAAAACGCCCUAUAAUAAGGCUUUUGCGAAACGACUAAGACAUUUUCCAAAUAAGCAGUACUAAGUUCUUUUUAGGGAAUGAUUUCAACAUGUUGCUAGCAACAUUGUCAAAUUUCGUAGGUAUACAUGUAUAUUAAAUGCUACGAACUUAAUGCAUUUUGCUUGCUUAUAAUUAAUUACACUUACAUCUCCCGCGAAUCUUCCUUUGGUGGCCCUAUCUUGCAAGAACGUUGAUAUCGAAGAUCAGUUUAAAGAAAUUGCGGCAGCAUUUGUAAUGUUUAUGACUUGUUGUGCUGCCAAACAUGCUGCUGCUGCUAUUUCUGAAUCUAUCUUUUUAUGCUAAUGUUCUUUAAUACAAGUUAGUCGCCUAGUACUUAAAAACUUCCAAUAUUGCGUAAGUUUUAGUUUUUGGUUUGGUUGACAGUCAUAUGGUAACAAUGAUGUCAACCUACAACUGUUCACUAUCAAAACAACGCUUUACACAAAAAAAGUCAAACAAAUUAGUAACACUGUUGGAAACAUUAUUAAAUUUCACAAUAUUUAAUUGAUGUUUAGCACAAUUUUCCUCACAAUCGGAGUCAGUACAAGGCUUAAGGCUGUAUAUCUAUUUAUAGCUCUUGUGGGGUUUUUAAACAACAUACAUACCCAAGUUUUGUAUUUGAUAAACCAAAACAGUUAUUUUUUGUUAGCAACAUUUCAUAAUUCUCUAAAAUUUUUAAUUUAAUUAAUGUACAUACAUAUAUUUUAAGUUUAUUAUCCAUAUUUCUCAUGUAUCAUUAAGCGUGUAUACAUGCUGCUACAGCCAUCUUGAGAUUGUGUAGAACCUCACAUUUACAUAGAUAAGAGAAUACAGUCAAGUUUGGAAAACGACAGCCUUAGUGAAAAAUUUCUGGAAGGCUCAUGAAAUCUAGAUUUUCUCUAGACAUUUAAGGGAAAGUUUCAUGUAAUAAAUUUUUUUCACUUAAAGAAUGUGGAAUCACCAAGAAAAUCUUUAAACUUCUUUGCAUUUUCAAUAAGCGUUUUAGAAAUCUUUAGGUAGAAGUAAAACCUAGUCAAAAUUUUAUAUUAGGUUAGAGACGGAAAACCAGACUGCCAGGGACGGUACACUGAAUGUUUACGAUACUCAAAUUUGGUUAUCUGGUGUGGCUUCGAGCUCUGGAUCAGGAUUACCGUUGAGAAAUUUUUAAAAAGGCAGAAAAAGGGAAUUUUUUUUAAAAAAGUAUCACAAAAAACAAGAGGAUCACAAACAAUUUUACCCCCUCAACACCAUUUUCCAAAAUGCAAAUUAAGCAAAUUUUUUUGCAUAAUUAUGUUUAUGGAAUAACAUGAAACUAGUACACCACUUUGGGGGAAAGCCCUCACCCACAAAACCACAAAAUUGACAUGUAGCACUAUUCGGGCAAUGUCGGUGUCAAAUGAAGGAUAAUAGAGUUGAGUAUGAAUAGAAAGCUAUUAUAUAAAAAUGAAAGUGUUACGCUUUGUUUGUUUGUUCCGAAUAGGCCGAAAAACAGCUGAACCGUUUUUCAUGAAAAUUUCACAGUUGGCAGAGUUUAGCCCACUACUGAAAAAAGAUACUUCAUUUUGUGAUAUCCGCGAGGGAGGCGAACCCACCCAGUAGUUUAGGUUAGGUUAGGUUGAAAAGAGGGUGCAGAUAUUAAUCCGCCCCAUCCCACUAUGGACAUACACCUAAGCCAGUAAUCGGCUUGUUGUGCGUUCUAAAAACUAUAAAGUAACCUCUAAGAAGAAAAUUCUAAGUUAGGAAUUCCGCGCUACUUACAAAAUUCUUAGUUGUUUUCAACACUUAAUGUCUGGUAUUGUGUCUCCACCUAAGUGCCGGUAUCUGUUAGACACGAAAGCAGGACAAUGGCAAAGGAAAUGCUCCACCGUCUCAUCAUCUUUCCCGCAUGCCCUACACAUGCUAUCACUUGCCGCAGCGAUUUUACGAAAGUGAGCUCUUAGUCUUAUGUGUCCCGUUAUGAUACCAAUAGCUAUACUGACCUCCUUCUUACUUCCUUUCAGUAAUAGCCUCACCUUCUCACGAUCUGGAUCCCCCCAUAGGAUUUUCGCCAUCCUACCGACGGUUUCGCUGUUCCACAAUGUUGCAUGCGCAUUCGUCGCCCACUCUCUUAACUCGGACUGUGUCGACCCGAAAGGCUUCGGGUUAACCAAACUUAUACUGUCGUCUUGUCUUUACCGCCAAAUCGUCUGCCCCUUCAUUUCCCCUUACUCCGUUAUGGCUCGGCACCGAAACGAUGCGGAUAUUGACAAUCUGCUUCAACAAAGCUAUGCCCCGCUGGUCGUUACCUGAGAGAUAAUGCCAUGAAUUGUGAGGCACACUAAAGUCUCCUUCUUAUGUCGGGCUUGUUAGCCGGGCGAAGUGUCCCAACCCUAAAUGAUAUUAGAGAGUUAAAGAAGGUGCAGCGGAGCGGGCCAGGUUCGGCUAGUAUUUAAUAUAAUUGACUUAUACAGAAAAUUUUUACAAAAUGUAUAGGAAAUUUCCAAUAUUUUGUACCUAUAAAAAUUUUGUUUUUUUUUUGUUUCUAUAGAAAAUGUAAAAAAAAUUAUUUCUUAGGAAUUUUCGUUAUCACUUUGGAUACUAUAAAAUUUUUGUUUUUAUUCUUAUUAUAAAAUUUAAUUGUACAGAAAAUUUUUCAAAAUGUUAUGUCUAUUUUUAUUUAUUUAUAUAUAUUUUUUGCAUUGUUUUAUAUUAUUUGGAUAAUCCUUUGAACUUGCAUUAUUUUGUAGCUUUUGUUGAAACUAGCAAAUAAAUUUAUUUAAUAUCCCCCACUGCCUCUUCCCCCCUAAACAUUCUUAAGUGCAAAUAAUAACCUUUUCUAUAACCCGUGCCUUUCCCAUACCUUUUUUCUUUUAAAGAGCGUGUAUAGAAAGUCUUUUCUUCCACAAUAGUUAUUUAUUUGUUUGUAAUUCGUCAAGAAAAAAAGAAAAACAAUUCAAGCAAUUUAAUUACAACAAAUACAUUAUGAAAAUUAAAAAUACAAAAAGUCAAAUAACAAAGUAUGUGAUCGAUCCAAUAAAUUGUCAUAAACGUUUUAUUCUUAAAAUACGUAGAAUUAUUGCAAAAAACGAGUUGAAAUUAAAUAUCUUUAUAAAGUAGAACAUAGAACACACAGACACACAAUAUGCUAACAUUUAUGUAUUCAAAUUUGGUCAAAUAUCAGUAGAAAUUAAGAGAAACCAAAUCGUGGUAUUUAUUAGGGUAUCGAUCGAAAGAAUUAUAUUAAGGUAUUAGAAGUUGAGUUUCAGAUUCUCAUCAAAAUGUAAUUUAUUUUUAACUUAAAGCAAUGAUAUCUACAAAAAGAGCAGUACUAUUACUACUCAUUUAUUAAAAUUUAAAUAAAAAUAAUAUAAAAAUCA